Mus caroli (Ryukyu mouse) is the source of this 3187-nucleotide messenger RNA. The record is from RefSeq and is a predicted model, not a curated record. NCBI's taxonomy places the organism in Eukaryota, Metazoa, Chordata, Mammalia, Rodentia, Muridae.
CCUGGGAGCAGCGCGGAAUGCAGCCGCCUCUGCGGGAAAAUAUGCUGCGGGAACGGACCGUGCGGCUGCAGUACGGGAGCCGCGUGGAGGCGGUGUACGUGCUGGGCACGCAGCUCUGGACCGAUGUCUACAGUGCAGCACCUGCUGGGGCCAAAACCUUCAGCCUGAAGCACUCGGAGGGUGUGAAGGUGGAGGUCGUACGUGAUGGAGAGGCAGAGGAGGUGGUCACCAACGGCAAGCAGCGCUGGGCCCUGUCACCCAGCAGCACACUGCGGCUCAGUAUGGCCCAGGCCAGCACAGAGGCCAGCAGCGACAAGGUCACUGUCAACUACUAUGAAGAGGAGGGCAGCGCCCCCAUUGACCAGGCUGGGCUCUUCCUCACGGCCAUUGAGAUCUCGCUGGAUGUGGACGCAGAUCGGGAUGGAGAGGUGGAGAAGAACAAUCCUAAGAAGGCAUCCUGGACCUGGGGUCCUGAGGGCCAAGGGGCCAUCCUGCUGGUGAAUUGUGACCGAGACACACCCUGGUUGCCCAAGGAGGACUGUAGUGACGAAAAGGUCUACAGCAAGCAAGACCUCCAGGACAUGUCUCAGAUGAUCCUGCGCACCAAAGGCCCUGACCGCCUGCCCGCCGGGUAUGAAAUAGUCCUCUACAUCUCCAUGUCGGACUCGGACAAAGUGGGCGUCUUCUACGUGGAGAACCCGUUCUUUGGCCAGCGCUAUAUCCACAUCCUGGGCCGGCAGAAGCUCUACCACGUGGUCAAGUACACCGGCGGUUCUGCGGAGUUGCUGUUCUUCGUGGAAGGCCUCUGUUUCCCCGAUGAGAGUUUCUCAGGCCUGGUUUCUAUCCACGUCAGUCUGCUGGAGUAUAUGGCCGAGGGCAUCCCGUUGACCCCCAUCUUCACAGACACUGUGAUGUUCCGGAUUGCACCCUGGAUUAUGACCCCCAACAUCCUGCCUCCUGUGUCAGUGUUCGUGUGCUGCAUGAAGGACAAUUACCUGUUCCUGAAAGAGGUGAAGAACUUGGUGGAGAAAACCAACUGCGAACUGAAAGUUUGUUUCCAGUACAUGAACCGCGGUGACCGCUGGAUCCAGGAUGAAAUUGAGUUUGGCUACAUUGAGGCACCCCACAAAGGCUUCCCAGUAGUGCUGGACUCCCCUCGAGAUGGAAACCUGAAGGACUUCCCCAUUAAGCAACUCCUGGGCCCAGAUUUCGGCUAUGUGACCCGGGAGCCCCUCUUUGAGACUGUCACCAGCCUCGACUCCUUCGGGAAUCUGGAGGUCAGCCCUCCAGUGACCGUGAAUGGCAAGGCGUACCCGCUUGGCCGGAUCCUCAUCGGAAGCAGUUUCCCCCUGUCUGGAGGCAGGAGGAUGACCAAGGUGGUACGCGACUUCCUGCAGGCCCAGCAGGUGCAGGCGCCCGUGGAACUCUACUCCGACUGGCUGACUGUAGGCCACGUUGAUGAGUUUAUGACUUUCAUCCCCAUCCCAGGCAAAAAGGAAUUUCGGCUGCUCAUGGCCAGCACCUCCGCCUGCUACCAGCUCUUCCGAGAAAAGCAGAAGGCAGGCCACGGGGAGGCUGUUAUGUUCAAGGAGGUGACAGGGAUACCAACUAAGCAGGUGUGUGUCCCCCCGGACCUCAACGCUUCCUCUUUCCCCCUCCCCCAGCGCUGUCUGGACUGGAACCGCGACAUCCUUAAGAGGGAGCUAGCGCUGACUGAGAAGGACAUUAUUGACCUGCCGGCUCUCUUCAAGAUGGAUGAAAAUCACCAGGCCAGGGCUUUCUUCCCUAACAUGGUGAACAUGAUCGUGCUAGACAAGGACCUGGGCAUCCCCAAGCCUUUCGGGCCCCAGGUGGAGGAGGAGUGCUGCCUGGAGACGCACGUUCGAGGCCUGCUGGAGCCCCUGGGCCUUGCCUGCACUUUCAUCGACGACAUCUCCGCAUACCACAAGUUCCUGGGAGAGGUUCACUGUGGCACCAAUGUCCGCAGGAAGCCCUUCGCCUUCAAGUGGUGGCACAUGGUGCCCUGACUGCCUUUUCCUUUUCCUCCUCCGCUGCGGUCUCUGGGUCCUUCCUGUGCCCCCCAAGUCCUUCCCCUACAAGAAGCAGGUGGGAUUGGGGGAUAUAUGUGCCUUGCUGUCCCCUGGAGAAGGACCUCAGUGUCCAUUGAAGCCCCACCCCCACCCCAGUAAGCCCAGCCAUCCCACACCUGAAACUAGCGGGACAUGUGGUUAGUGUGCAGAGCCCUGGCCGGGGAAAGGGGACAUCAACAAAUCAUGUAGUCAGAUUGUCCCCAGGAAUUCUCAGCCUCUACUCCAGGUCAGAAUGAGGGAAGGGAGAAGGGAGGAUCUGAGGUCAUUGGCUCUCCCAGCAUCCAUCUGACAUUCAAGGUAGACCAGGAGAGGGUCCUGGCGUAGCUUGGAUGGUACACUCACUUCAAGUUCACCUCCCUCGGGGUCUCCUGGUGGCUCCCUGCACCUGUUCAUUCCUUACAGAUUCUGGUACACAUUGCAUCCCCACUCCCUGAGGGUCCAAUCAUUCAGCACAGAAUCUUCCAGAAAUAGGUCUUAGCAGAGGAGCAUUCUUCACUUUCUGUGGAUGUGGGCUGCCCAAAUUUAGGAGAAAGGGGAAGUUUCAGACUAGCAUCCACGGUCUAAAGUUUGGUAUAUGAAGAUGCUCCUGCCUGUCAAUGCUAUUUCUGUUCUCUUGCCUGGUCCUCAAUUCUCUGGCCAGUCCUUGGGCCUCUCUUCCCAUUGCUCUUCCUAUUUUGGACAUUGGCCCUCCAGCAGCUACACAGCCAGAUCCAGGCCUCCCGAGCGCCUGAAAAGCAGCCUAUCUCUCCUCAUGGAUGCUGGCCCCAGUGUCCAAGGAAGCUGGCCACGUUCCAGCCUCAGUGCUCCCUUCCCAGCUAGCUGCUGCUCCAGAGGAGGAAUUUCCCAGCAUGCUUUCCAAAGGCCACCCAUCCAGAUACAGGCAAAUUUACCCCUCGGCUUCCAUUAGAAAGGCCCCCAGGAGCUGCAGAGAUGGCUCAGCAAUAAAAAAUGCUUCCUGCUCUUGGAGAGGACCCAAGUGCAGUUCCCAACACCUGCAACUGUCUAUAAUCCCAGAUCCAGAGGCUCCAGUACCCUGUUCUGGCCCCUGAGGGCACUGCAUACAUGUGUACAAACCCAUACACAUAAAUACAUUUGUU